GGCUGACGGAUUCUGUUCGCCCAGUGAAGGGAGAUGGUUUUAAGUGGCCUGGACGAUGCGACCAUCUUUAUAGCCCAUUUCUUUUAUAGUAUUCAUCCUAUAAAUUCCCUAUUUGUAAGGGUGUAUUCGCAGAUUUUGACCCAGCCUUGAAACAAAAAGAUAAGAGGGCACUCAGGAUUAUUGAGUCGGGGUUUUUAUGAGUUUGAAGGAUUCUGCUGAAAUACAUUGCGAGCGGAAGGGUUGGAUAACAAAUUAUCAGGGCCAGAGCUUGUGGGGCUAUAUCCAGGAUUAUAGCCUGCUUUACGUAUCAAACAUGGCAGCUGGCGGUUAUGCCUUGACCGUCACGCUCCGUAUCUUCAACCGUGAAGGGCACACAACCAGAUUGUUAUGCAACACGCCUCUCCCACUCAGUCAGCUGAUUGUACUUUGCCCCAGAAAGCAUUCGCGAUUCCAUUGUGACUACCAUUCACUUGAACUGUAUCUAUUUAGAUGCACUCCUUCGACAAAAGUAUCCAACAAGCAACCAAAUUUACCAAAUGUAAAAGUAUUAAUAGUCAGAGUAGCCUAUAGGCUACUACCUAUAAUCCAGAUUUUGCCGUAUGAUUUAGAAAACUCCGAAUUUAUCAAUAUUGGAAGAAUAGGUCAAACGAGAAUACGACUUUAUACUUGACGUGACUUUAUUUAUGUAUCUAUCACAUUGUGUACAAAUACAUGACUUGAAGAAAGGCUCAUGGACAGGCUCAUGCCCAAAACUGUCUCAUUCCCAAUUUUUACUAAAGUAACUACUUCACUAGGCAAUUUGACUUUCUGGCUCGAAACUUCCUUCAUGUUGAGGUCACUUAGAACCCAUACCACGAGAGAGUGGAAAAAUCAGGAUAUUUUUGGUUCGACAUUCUCGGUCGAUAAUGUACAAAUGAAUGGUUAUACAAAUCCAAACUACGCUAUAAGACAAAACAACUAGAAAAGAUUCAGUAGUUU
Messenger RNA from Nilaparvata lugens (brown planthopper), 978 nucleotides. RefSeq lists its product as uncharacterized. The transcript has 2 exons. Lineage: Eukaryota; Metazoa; Arthropoda; Insecta; Hemiptera; Delphacidae. The record is from RefSeq and is a predicted model, not a curated record. Bases 197 to 670 code for a protein of 157 amino acids.